ACGGCAAGAUGGCCACUUCCAUGGAGAAGUUGAAGAAGUGUCCCGGGUUUUGUUCACGGUUUUGGGGGGUUUCGGGGGGUCUUCUGGAACAUGUGAGCGUGAGUGUAGUUUUGGUUCUGGUUCUCGCUCUGGUGGAGCGAGGCAGCGGGAAUAAUAACGCCUACGAGCCCGAGGAGUUCCUGAAGCGGGAGUACUCGCUGACCAAGCCGUACCAAGGUCUGGGCUCUUCCAGUUCUUCCCACUGGGAGUUGUCGGGAAACGCCAUGAUCACCCCCGAACACGUGCGGCUGACCCCGGAUCUGCAGAGCAGACAGGGGGCCGUCUGGAGUCGCAUUCCGUGCUACAUUAGAGACUGGGAGCUCCAGGUUCAUUUCAAAAUCCACGGCCAGGGCAAGAAGAACCUCAACGGUGACGGUCUGGCCAUAUGGCUGACCAAAGAGCGCAUGCAAGCAGGCCCCGUGUUUGGGAACAGGAACCUUUUCACUGGUCUGGGCAUAUUUGUAGACACCUAUCCCAAUGAAGACAAGCACCACGAGAGGGUCUUUCCCUACAUCUCGGCGAUGGUGGGGAACGGAUCGCUGGCCUACGACCACGACCAGGACGGAAGGAACGCGGACCUGGGCGGCUGCACGGCUUCCGUCCGCAACGUCGACCACGACACGUUCCUGUUGGUCAGAUAUAUGAGGAACACGCUGAUGAUCAUGGUGGACGUAGAAGGCAAGCAGGAGUGGAAAGAGUGUCUGGAAGUCCCUGGUGUCCACCUGCCUCAGGGAUACCACUUUGGAGCCUCAUCAGUUACUGGAGACCUGUCAGACAAUCAUGACCUGAUCUCCUUCAAGCUGUUUGAACUGACAGUGGAGAGGAGUCCCGAGGAGCUGGAGAACGAGGAGGAGGUUCUGAUACCCAGCGUGGACUACAGAGACGUCCCUGUGCACGUGGUGGAUGAAGGUAUGAGCACACUUACGCUGUUCUUCCUGUUCGUCUUCUCCGUGGUCGGGCUCGUCCUGCUCAUCGUGGUGGCACUCAUCAUCUACCAGCGCUGGAAGGACCGCAGCCGCAAACGCUUCUACUGAGAGAACGAGAGGUUUAAUAUGAGAGUGAGUGGUUUAAAGACUGAGCCCAUUCUGAAGUCUCUCCUCACUGCUGCGACAAACUGACAUUACCUCUGAAGCCCAAACUAGACAAAGAGCCAUAUCUGACCUCUACUGAGAGAAACCAGCCGUUCUCCUCCCUUUCAGUUGCUAAUGAUUUAUAGCACGUUACUGUGUGAAGACGAGAGAAAGAAUAUUUGUGUGCGAGAGGAGAGAGAAAGACGGGUGACUGUCUCUCCCUGUUCAGUUUUCAUGAGUUUUGCACUUGCCCAAUCCCCUUGAAACGCGUUUGUGUGGUGUUGGUGUUGGAGUCGGAGUCGAGGCGAGAUAUAUGCAGUUUUGUUUUUGUUUUUUUUUUUAAGCGGAAUUCAACAGAUUUUUCAAAAUGUAUGCAGAAUUUAGUGGUUGAUUAUGUAAACAUUCAUUCAGAGCGGUUUGGUGUGAAAUGAUUCAUUGUAGAGACUGAUUUCUUCACAGUGGUGGUGAUGGAAACCAGGGGUCACCAUGACUAGAACACAAAUACAGACGUGUUUGCUGUCCAAAACCACCACUGACCCUACACGAGACUUCGGAGUUCAUAUAUGUAAAGUUGAUGAUGGUAAAUUGUUUUCUUUGGGGACUACUUUCUUUCACAGUGCCCUGCAUUGUAUGUACCAUUAAUGGAUUUUUAAAAACUACAUUUUACCAGAGAUACAUUCUUGGCUGAACAAAGAAACUGGAAAUAAAUAACCGUUUACAUAAGCAGAAAAUAGUUGGACACAGUCAGCAUUUUCACUGUUGAUCUGCUACAGCUCGGACAGUUUGAAUGCAUUUGUAUUGAGCAGCACAGGAUUUAAAACACCCUGGUUGACUUCAGCGGGGGUUAAAUAAAAUGGAAUAAUAACGCUGGAGGAACAGAAGUAAAUGUAAAUGUAUAUCCAACAGACGUUCAGUAGGUGGAGUUAAGUGAAAGGCAGUAAUCCACCCACCCAAUUCACUGUUGUAGCCUUAGUCCUCUGUAAUCAAAAUGUUUAGAGCGCCUGUGAGGGCUCAAAUCGCUGCUUCGCAUUUUCAUUGCCAUUUAAAUUUAAUUACCGCUCAAAGUCUACAAUUUUAGCAACUUGUUGGAGGCCUAUUUAACUUUUUGUGGUCCGAAAAAAAAUUUUUUGACCAUUUUGGGCAGAACAUUUUAAAAUUGCUGACAUUUCUGCACUUUCACAGUCAAAAUUCUCAAGUGUCUCCGACACCAGCCAGUGUAUUCCUGUCCAUUGCACGUAGUAACUUUCUAUGAGGGAGCUUUUAGAGGUGGACGUCUGGUUCCUAUCACCACUGUGAACAAUUCUGACUCUUAAGGUUCUCUAGACCAGAGCGUUUCACACCAGACCAAACCGCUCUGAAUGAUUCACGUUUCCUGCAAAAUCGUCAUUAGAAUUCCCCUUUUAGUGCUGUCCUGUUAGAAUGUGUGAUUUUUCCAUACAUUUACACAAUAUGAAAGGAUUUCAACAGAAAUUGCUGCUCUUCCGAAGUUGCUCCCCAUUUUCAGUGUGUUUGGAUCUGCUGGAUGCUGUUGUUGUGGGACUCGUGAACAAAACCAGUCACUGUUGAUCUUUAGCGCUGUCUUAGCCUGGUUUAGCUGGAGUUCAUGUUUUGAUACCAAGUACUAAACUUUAUCUUCUUGCCUUUUAAGUGUUGAUACCCUCUCGAUCUUUGGGAAAAAAUAGCAAUACGUUGUUUAUAAGGCUACAUGACGCCUACAUAACCCUCUCUUGACAACUUGCCUAAACCUCUAUACACAAUAAAGGCUUUUCCCAACAUUUAUUGGGAUGUAAUUGUUGGAAUAAGCGUUUAUGUAGAUGUCAUGAAGCUUUAUGAAUGUUUUUGUUUUUGUUCUAACAUGUUUUGUUUUCAAGAAAAUAAGUGCACUGAAUUCUGGGUAAUUGUGCUUAUGCUUGUUCCAGUCCUGUUAAGCGUCCAUUUGUCUUUUUGUUUGUGAUUAAUCGCUUAAAAUCAGCCAAUCGCAGGAAAGCACUAGAUCAGGUUUUGUGCUGGAAAUGCGAUGCAGUGAUGACUUGAUGGCACGUGGUCAUCAUAUGAUUAUAACGUUUUAAAUCAAUGCUGUGAAUACGUGCGAUUGGAUUAGUUGGGUGGGGCGGGCAGGGUUUGCUGGAUUAUAGGGGCCUUUGGCGGGACGUUAUGCGGCGCAGUGAGAACAAAUUCAUCCAGCGUGAUGCAGAAACAAAACUAUGGGGCCUUAUUUCUGUGCUCUGCUUGCACAAAUCGCAUGAAGUGAAAGAAUUUUGCUGUUUUUCUUAAUUAGAGGAAGAGGUUCUGCUGCAAGUAUUAAAGGAAUAUUUCAACACUUCAACUUGAUCUCUAUCCGCUGCGACUUUGGUUACUAAAAACGAUUAUUUACACCAACUGGAAGCCAAUAGGCAGUGGCUCAGUUCUCAGAAUAAACAUUUCAUCAUGCAAACUUAAAACUACAACUGUAAACGUUUAAUAAUACACGAUUUAGGAGGAGAUGACAGAGAAUGUCUUACCAAAGCUGAUUUUAUGACGUUUUAUCCAACUUUCUAACGCUAAGGUAGUUCUGGUUACUUUCACAAAGGUCUUUUGUAUCCAUCGUGAACAAGCUGCAACCAUGAAUUCUUCCCCCUGGGAAAACUAGUCCCAUCUCUAAAAGAACAAAUUCAGAUUUACAGCCUAAUUUACAAAUAACUUUGACUAAAAACUGUUAUAAAAGUUUCCUGACUGACUAAAGCAACUGCCCAUUGACUUGAGU
This is a messenger RNA of Pygocentrus nattereri (red-bellied piranha), 3852 nucleotides long. RefSeq names its product lectin, mannose-binding 2-like b (gene lman2lb). Lineage: Eukaryota; Metazoa; Chordata; Actinopteri; Characiformes; Serrasalmidae. Gene Ontology annotation, molecular function: D-mannose binding. The record is from RefSeq and is a predicted model, not a curated record. The transcript has 8 exons. Gene Ontology annotation, biological process: endoplasmic reticulum to Golgi vesicle-mediated transport; endoplasmic reticulum organization; Golgi organization. The coding region runs from base 9 to 1073 and encodes 354 amino acids. Gene Ontology annotation, cellular component: endoplasmic reticulum-Golgi intermediate compartment; Golgi membrane; endoplasmic reticulum membrane.